AUGGCACAAUAUUUCCAUCGUUCUGCUUUCAAUAAGACACCUCGUCUUUGCGCAUCACUAUCUUCGAGCUCGCGUCACUUUAUUCCCCAACAUUUGCACCCCAACGCGAUCCGGUUCAUGUCUUCUCAACGCUCCUAUGAAUAUAUCCUCGUCUCACGCCCGGAGCCUGCAGUAGUCCUUGUGACGCUCAACAGGCCAAAAUCUCUGAACGCUCUGAGCAGCCCAUUGUUCGCCGAACUCAAUCAAGCUUUGGAGGAAGCAGACAAAGAUGACUCUGUCAGUGCAAUGGUUCUGACCGGUUCAGAAAAAGCAUUUGCCGCUGGGGCUGAUAUCAAAGAGAUGAAGGACAAGCAAUAUGCUGAUGUCUACAAGAAUAAGUUCCUGGAGGAUUGGGGUAAGAUCAACCAACUCCGAAAACCACUCAUUGCGGCCGUCAGUGGUUAUGCUCUUGGUGGCGGGUGCGAACUCGCACUUAUGUGCGAUAUAAUCCUUGCCUCUCCAACAGCCAAGUUCGGGCAACCGGAAAUAAACCUUGGCGUGAUUCCCGGUGGUGGAGGUUCUCAACGCCUUAUUCAUGCCAUUGGAAAAUCCCGUACAAUGGAAUUGGUUUUGACUGGGCGCAUGUUCUCUGCUCAGGAAGCAUCUCAAUGGGGAAUGGUCAGCAGAGUGGUCGGAGAGGGCGAAGGCGAAGUAGUGAAAGAAGCCAUCACUAUGGCCAAAGAGAUCGCCAGCAAGAGUCAAAUAGCUGUUCAGGCUGGGAAAGAAGUCGUCAACGCCGCCUACGAAAUGACUCUUGCAGAAGGUUUGCGCUUCGAGAGGAGAAUUUUCCAUGGCCUCUUCGCUACCAAUGAUCAGAAAGAGGGCAUGGCUGCAUUCGCAGAAAAAAGAAAGGCAAACUUCACUCAUUCAUGA
Molecule: messenger RNA, 912 nt
Organism: Psilocybe cubensis
Lineage: Eukaryota; Fungi; Basidiomycota; Agaricomycetes; Agaricales; Agrocybaceae
Exons: 6
Coding region: 1-912 (303 amino acids)
Biological process (GO): fatty acid beta-oxidation
Cellular component (GO): mitochondrion
Molecular function (GO): enoyl-CoA hydratase activity
Source: RefSeq, a predicted model, not a curated record